AUGUCGCAGACCGAAAUGCAACACACCGACUCGCUGAGCAGCAACGACAACGGUGCCGAAGACACCAAGAAGACGAAGAGCAAGAGACCCGCCAACACCGCCUUCCGCCAGCAGCGUCUCAAGGCCUGGCAACCCAUCCUCACCCCCAAGACCGUCCUCCCCCUCUUCUUCGCCGUCGGCGUUAUAUUCGCGCCAAUCGGCGGCCUGUUGAUAUGGGCGAGCGCUGAGGUCGAGGAAAUCUCCAUCGAUUACACAGACUGCCUGAACAAGUCGCCCGUCGACUCGUCCAAUUCCACUUUCCCGCCGUCCGCCCGUACCUUUGAAGAUGUUCCGACGGACCGCGUGUCGAGCUAUUUUAAGGCCAGCAACCCGAGCGCGCUGGCUCCGUCGUGGGCGCACAGCUUCCAAAACGUUACCUUUGAUACGAACCAGGAGGAACCGUACAAUGCGACCAUUUGCUCCAUCCAGUUCGAAAUCGAGAAUGAGAUCGGCCCGCCCGUCCUCCUGUACUACCGCCUCACCAACUUCUACCAGAACCACCGUCGCUACGUGAAGUCCGAGGACCCCUCGCAGCUCCAGGGCACGUUCCGCAGCAACUCUUCGAUCUCCGGCAGCGACUGUGAUCCGCUGAAACUGGACAGCAAUGGAAAGGCGUACUACCCGUGCGGCCUGAUUGCGAACUCGGUCUUCAACGAUACCUUCUCGCAGCUGACUCGGCUUAACCCGGCGAGUGGACAGAGCGACUACUACAACAUGACGAAGAAGGGCAUUGCUUGGGACAGUGACAAGGAUCUCUUCAAAAAGACGGCCUACACCAACGAUCAGGUCUCGCCGCCGCCCAACUGGAAGACUCGUUAUCCGCUAGGCUACACGGAGGAGAACCCUAUUCCCGAUAUUUCCCAGGACGAGGGAUUCAUGGUCUGGAUGCGGACGGCCGGGCUUCCCACCUUCAGCAAGUUGGCUAUGAGGAACGACAACGAGACCAUGACUGUGGCUAGGUACCAGAUCGAUAUUCAAGACAACUUCAAUGUCACGGCAUACGGCGGCACCAAGUCGAUCCUUAUCUCAACCCGCACCGUCAUGGGCGGUAAGAAUCCUUUCCUGGGCAUUGCUUAUGUCGUGGUUGGUGGCAUUUGCAUCGUCCUUGGAACUCUCUUUACGGCUACGCACCUGAUCAAGCCGAGGAAACUUGGUGAUCACACGUACCUCACCUGGAAUAACGAAGGACCCAACACGGCAACCGCGACCGGCCGAAGCAUGAGACCCGGUGAAGCUUGA
Lasiodiplodia theobromae is the source of this 1278-nucleotide messenger RNA. Its product is annotated as Lem3 cdc50 family protein. Gene Ontology annotation, cellular component: plasma membrane; endoplasmic reticulum; Golgi apparatus. The transcript has 6 exons. The record is from RefSeq and is a predicted model, not a curated record. Bases 1 to 1278 code for a protein of 425 amino acids. Lineage: Eukaryota; Fungi; Ascomycota; Dothideomycetes; Botryosphaeriales; Botryosphaeriaceae.